GCUUCACCUUUAAGGCGGCGCGGGGACUGUUGGGAAGGCCGGCGGGAUGGAGGCAGUGGGACCCGCUCACGGCUGCGGGUCCGAGUGAAACGGGGCGGGAGCCGGAGCUGGAGCGGGAGCCGUGCCCGAGCGGGAGGCGCAGGCCCGGCACCCGCCUGCCGGCCCUCUCGCCUUCACAGGCGGCACGGCAAUGGCCACGAUGGUGCUGCCGCGAGAGGAGAAGCUGAGCCAGGAUGAGAUCGUGCUGGGCACCAAAGCCGUCAUCCAAGGGCUGGAGACUCUGCGCGGGGAGCAUCGUGCUCUUCUCGCUCCCUUGGUCGCUCAUGAAGCUGGCGAGGCUGAGCCCGGCUCACAGGAACGCUGCGUUCUCCUGCGUCGCUCCCUGGAGGCCAUUGAGCUGGGGCUGGGGGAGGCCCAGGUGAUCCUGGCGCUGUCAAGCCACCUGGGGGCUGUCGAGUCAGAGAAGCAGAAGCUGCGGGCUCAGGUGCGGCGCCUGGUGCAGGAGAACCAGUGGCUGCGAGAGGAGCUGGCAGGGACGCAGCAGAAGCUACAGCGCAGCGAGCAGGCUGUGGCCCAGCUCGAGGAGGAGAAGCAGCACUUGCUGUUCAUGAGCCAGAUCCGCAAGUUGGAUGAGGACACCUCCCCCAAUGAGGAGAAGGGGGAGGUCCCCAAAGACUCUCUGGAUGACCUGUUCCCCAACGAGGAGGAGCAGAACUCAGCUCCCAGCCCUGGAGGAGGGGAUGUGGCUGCCCAGCAUGGGGGCUACGAAAUCCCGGCCCGGCUGCGCACCCUGCACAACCUGGUGAUCCAGUAUGCUUCGCAGGGCCGCUACGAGGUGGCUGUGCCACUCUGCAAGCAGGCACUCGAAGACCUGGAGAAGACAUCGGGCCGCGACCACCCUGAUGUGGCCACCAUGCUGAACAUUUUGGCACUGGUCUAUCGGGACCAGAACAAAUACAAGGAGGCUGCCCACCUGCUCAAUGACGCUCUGGCCAUCCGUGAGAAGACACUGGGCAAGGAUCACCCGGCUGUGGCAGCGACAUUAAACAACCUGGCGGUUCUAUACGGCAAGCGGGGCAAGUACAAGGAGGCCGAGCCACUGUGCAAGCGGGCUCUGGAGAUCCGGGAAAAGGUCCUAGGCAAGUUUCAUCCAGAUGUCGCCAAGCAGCUGAGCAACCUGGCCCUGCUGUGCCAGAACCAGGGCAAAGCUGAGGAGGUUGAAUACUACUACAGGCGGGCACUGGAGAUCUAUGCCACACGCCUUGGGCCUGAUGACCCCAAUGUGGCCAAGACCAAGAACAACCUGGCCUCCUGCUAUCUGAAGCAGGGCAAGUACCAGGAUGCAGAGACCCUGUACAAGGAGAUCCUUACCCGUGCUCAUGAGAAGGAGUUUGGCUCUGUCAAUGGUGACAACAAGCCCAUUUGGAUGCACGCAGAGGAACGGGAGGAGAGCAAGGAUAAGCGCUGGGAUAGCACCCCUUAUGGGGAAUAUGGCAGCUGGUACAAGGCCUGUAAAGUAGACAGCCCCACCGUCAAUACCACCCUGCGCAGCCUGGGGGCCCUGUACCGGCGCCAGGGUAAGCUAGAAGCUGCGCACACACUGGAGGACUGCGCCAGUCGCAGCCGCAAGCAGGGCCUGGACCCUGCGAGCCAGACCAAGGUGGUGGAACUGCUGAAGGACGGCGGCGGGCGGGGAGACCGCCGUGGCAGCCGCGACACGGCCGGGGGUGCUGGGGCUCGGUCUGAGUCUGACCUCGAGGAGGCAGGGCCUGCAGCUGAGUGGAGUGGGACAGACCUGUCUACCCCACAGGAUGGCAGUGGUUCCCUGCGGCGCAGCGGCUCCUUUGGGAAGCUCCGAGAUGCCCUGAGGCGCAGCAGUGAGAUGCUGGUGAAAAAGCUGCAGGGUGGUGGCCCCCAGGAACCCUCUAAUCCCAGCCUUUCUUCCCCUCAGGAUGAAGCGGGCCAGUUCCCUCAACUUCCUCAACAAGAGUGUGGAGGAGCCGGUCCAGCCUGGAGGCACAGGCCUCUCUGACAGCCGCACCCUCAGCUCCAGCUCCAUGGACCUCUCCCGACGAAGCUCCCUGGUGGGCUAACACCGAAGGGGCAGCCGGUCAUCAAAGCCGCCACCUGGCAUUACCCCCACCCCCAGCCCUGCGCAUGGGCCUGCUGCUUGCCCCGCCUGUCUCUCCCAGGGACCCCUGUCUUUUCUGUUCAAUCUCAGGGUAACCUCCUCCCUUGUCAUCUCAGCCUGAGCCCUGGCGUCUGGGCCUGCCCCGCUCCAGCUCUACCCCUUAUUUAUUCCUUCCAGCAGGGCCCCCUCUUCCCUAGAUUCAGGGCCAGCAGUAAGGGCUGGCCCCAGUCUUCCAGGUAGAGGCUCAGUGGCCCGCCCUCCCCAGACCCCAGAGCCAGAACACUAAGCACCUGUCGUCCCUUCAGCACCCCUGUCCUCCCCUGGCCGUUGCUUCUGUAUAUAGAGAAAUAAGUUAUUGGCCACGCCCCUCUCAGUCCUUAGUACUGCCCGGGCCUCCCCUCACCCCGCCUUUCUCUAGUGGUACCGCCCACGCCUUAAUCACCCCCAUUCUGCGCGGUGGUAUCUCCCAGGCUCCACAACACAUCUUGGGGGGCUUCCUCAAAGGGUUCCCUGGGCCUUCUCGAGCUCCUCCCGGCCUCUGAAGGGCGCGCCUGUCCCCGCCAUCGCCCAGUGCCCCGGGACGGCGAGCCUUCCCCUUGCCCAUCCCCUCACCGCCGGGCCCUGCCCUGCAUCCCGGCCUUAUGCACUGCCCCGUCUCACCUGGCCCUGUCCAGGCACGGCCUGACCCCGCCCCAGGCACUGCCUGUCGAGCCAUCCAGCCACGCCUCCCACGCCUGCAGCUUCUCGCGAGGGGCAGUGAUGCGCCCCCCAACCUGUGGCUGGAGGGGCUGCCCUUGUUCGGGGUGUAGGCGGUCGCUCUAUUUUCAAAUGUUGCUGUAGAAAUAAAGAUGGUUUGAAUCUGA
This is a messenger RNA of Pteropus alecto (black flying fox), 2994 nucleotides long. RefSeq names its product kinesin light chain 2 (gene KLC2). Lineage: Eukaryota; Metazoa; Chordata; Mammalia; Chiroptera; Pteropodidae. Gene Ontology annotation, cellular component: membrane-bounded organelle; cytoplasm; kinesin complex. The transcript has 16 exons. Gene Ontology annotation, molecular function: kinesin binding. Gene Ontology annotation, biological process: microtubule-based movement. The coding region runs from base 191 to 2032 and encodes 613 amino acids. The record is from RefSeq and is a predicted model, not a curated record.